CGUGUUGGCGUGUUGGCGACGUGCCUCUGUCAGGGGACGAAACUUCCACCCAUUGAUUCCCCAAGUACAUAUACCGCAGUGCUGUGAAAACCACGUUGCGCAUCCGACCGCUCAUCGAUCUUUUGGAUUUACCCCGUGAUGCACCGCUGUGUCGGACCUUGAACCUAAAGAACGGCGACAUGCCCUGGCGACCACUCCCUCGAAUUGCCUUCGGCAUCUGCGUCUACCCGUUCCAACCCACCUCCGCCGCCGACCUCCCCCUCGAAAUCGGCGACGAACUCUAUAUCAUCGAACAAGGCGGCGCCGAUGGCUCGUGGUAUCGAGGAUAUUUGGUCGCGCCUCCGUCGCUACUGGCGGGCUUAACCAGCGUCAAGGGACAGACCCUGGAAGCACGCGUCUUCUCGGGUAUCUUCCCGCGAUGCUGCGUCGAGGUGCGGGAGGUGCUGGGAGAGGAUCGGAUGCGAAGUCGGUUGGAAGACGCAGCGCCGCUGCCUCCGGACUCGUCGGGACGACUGGAGUCUCGGAACAGCCAUGCGGAAAAGACGCCGAAUGGCGUGUUGACACCGACGGAGAGCUCGACUCCAACCCCCAAUGCUCAAGCGGCGCGAGAUCGUAGCGCCAGGCUAUCGAAGACGGAUGCCGGCGUGCCAAACGGUGCGCAGAAGACCAAACCUAACUUAACAUUAGGGACCCUCGCAUCUCGAAGGACCACGCGGUCCGAACUCUCCGCGCCAUUCACGUUUCCGCUGUCCCCAUUAUCCGUAGGACCACGCGACCUCAGUUCCCCUCGACCACCGGCGCCGGUACCGAUGUUGAAAAUUGGAGAUGAGACGCCCACAUCGACGCAGGAGCCGCUGGUCGACGAGAUUGCGUCGUGUCUGCGGGAAUGGCAUUCCACGAAGCUGCACGAGCUUCUCUUGGCGCGUCGAUACCACCUCCUUGACAAGAUGUCGAACCUGGUGCAACGACUCGACACGUCCCGCCGACAAUUGCUGCACAAGGUAUUGACGGAUCACGAGCUCUCCAUCCUCCGAGAGUCGGCCGUGUGGGAUUUGGUCAAUGGGAACAAAAUGUUGAGUGGGGAGGUCGUGGUCCGCAAUCCCUUCCAGGGAGGGAGGAUCCUCACCGCGGACGAUUCGCCGAUCGAGCUCACCAAGUUGCAGUCGAUGAUGAGUCUCCUGUCCGAGCGGCCUGUGCCGCACGUCGAUGAACAUACCAUGCACCACAUUUUCGUCGACAUUGCCGGUUCGACGAAGCAGGAAAUGCCUCCAGUGACAAUUGCGCUCCACCUGUGCACCAAAGCUCCUGGUGAGCCGCUGCGUCCCCUCUCCGAAAUGUACGCUAUCGACUUCUCCCAUCGCGAUACAUCGGGAGCGGUUGCGGAUACGAAUCUAAAAACACUUUUUGUCGACCUUGCCUCCACGGACAUCGGUGAGGGUGCUGGAAGCGGAAACAACCUCUACCUCGCCUUCAAGAUCCUCGCAAACGAGCCCCUCCGAUCGCAAGCGGAGUAUGCCAUGCCGAGGGAGAGCACGUCGAGCAGAGGCGCUCAUGGUGUGGAAACCUCUGGCACCAUCAAAGGAGGACGGCGAAGUCUGAUGUGGGGCCAGAAAGGCCGCAGGCCCGGGGAACCCCUGACGAAGCCAGACAGUCGUCCACCGACCGGUGGUGAUGCCGCGAGAGGGUUUCAGGACCCGCCUCGCCCGAGCACCAAUCAACGAGCCACCUCCUCCCGCGACAACAAGACCGUCAAGCGAACCGUUGGCGGCGGCAUCAUCCGCAUCGACCAAAUCGCCAAACGCAACGGCGACGCCGAAGUGGAGAUGGAAGCCUGGGCGCCCUUCAUGCCCUGGGACGACCCUCCCGCCGAAGAAGGCUGGGACCCUCUCCUCCCCGAGAUCCUCCCCAGUGCGAGCGGCCACUACCGACGCUUCAACGCCCCCAAGUCCCUCUCCCUCUGCCUCCAAGCAUUUUCCCACCCGGACGCCGAGUCCCUCAUCAAGAACACCCCCACCCUCCUCCACCGCGUCACCCAAACCCGCAAAAUCGGCUUCUCCGGCGCCCCCACAAAACCCCGCUCCGACAUCUACAUCACCCUCUCCUCCGCCUACCUCCCCCGCAACGGCUUCCUUGCCCACCCCAAAUCCGGCACCGCGCCCCUUGGCAUUCACUCCGGCUCCGCCAACCUGCAACUGACCCUCGAAGUCCGCCGCUCGACCGGCGAGCGCAUCGAAUCGUGCAUCUACCCCGCCUGCAAUUCCGCCGGCCACACCGCCUGGCGCACCACCGCCGUCGAGCGCGGGGAGCCCUGGAACCUGACGAUCCGCCUCGCCAUCGAUCCGGAGGACGUGCCUGGCUGCCACAUCGUGAUGAGCGUCGCCGACGCGCCGGGGUUCCCGUUCGCGCUGUGCUGGAUGCCGCUGUGGACCGCCGAGGCCUUCAUGCGCGACGGCGACCAUUAUCUGACGCUGUACAGCUACGACGAGUACACGUCGAGCAUGAUCUCCGGACGCGGCGCCUAUCUCGGGUUGCCGUGGAGCUCGAAGAAGAAGGAUGAGACGGUGGUGGGGCCGAUGGCCGCGUUGCGGUUGAGGACGUACUUAUGUAGUACGCAGUAUUCGCAGGAUCCGACGUUGUUGGGGUUGUUGAAGUGGCGGGACGAGAGUGGUGAGCAUUUGGUGCAGCUGCUUCGGCGGUUUGUGUUUGUGCCGGAGAUUGAGAUCGUGAAGUUGUUGAACGAGGUGUUCGAUGCGUUGUUUGAGCUGCUGGUGGAAUAUGCCGAGUCGGAAGAGUAUGAGGACCUCGUGUUCAAUGCACUGGUGUUCGUUCUCGGCAUCGUGCAUGAUCGGCGCUUUAAGUUGGGUCCGUUGGUCGAUGGGUAUGCGGAGACGCGAUUUAAAUACCCGUUCGCGACGGCAUGCUUGAUACGGAGUUUCCAACGGCUCCUCGCGAACCCGACCGAUCCAGAGACAUCGAGGAAAUUGCGUGCCACGUUCAAGGUUGGCUCGCACAUCUUCAAGUUCAUCGUCAAUGCGAGACAGCAACAGGAAGAGAAGGAAGCCGGUAUUGGCAUAACGAACAGGAAGCCAACGUUCACCAAAGAUGUCAAGAACAUCUUCAAUUCUCUGGAGAGUCUGAUGAAGAAUCCCGCACCGAUUCUGAUCGGCACGAAAACUCUGGUGGUCCAACAUUUCCAUACAUGGCUUCCCGAGCUCGCUGGCUGCAUGGUUCCGAUGGAGAUCCUGAAGAUCGCGACGAGCUUUAUCGACUCCUGUGCAGACGUACAAGGCAAGCUAGUGCUAUAUCUCUUCGUCCUCAUCAUCCACCUGGGCCAGGUCCCCGUCUUCAAGCUCCCCGACGUUCGACGACCCCUUCUGACAAGCACCAUCCGAUGGCUCGCGCCGUACUGGGGCAAGGUCGACACGGUUACCGACCAGUGGAAAGAUCAAGUGCGCCUCUGCUGUUCGGUGGUCGCAUCGCAGAUCAACGAGCUUGGACAGGAAGCGUGCGAAUACAUCCCGAAGUUGGUCGACUCAUACCGAGCCAUCCAAUCCUCGCCGAGGACGAUGAAAAAGUCAUUGUCAUUGCUCUUCCCAACGACAUAUCCGUCCCCGUCACGGCCGACCGAGAAGCCGUCAGAAUUCGAGGAAUCACUGGGCGAAAUCGCCGCGGUGUUGGCAGCGAUCACGAACCUGCCGACGACCAUCCACCUCGACCUCCCCAAGCAAGAACUUGCUGAGUUUCUAUUCGGUGCGCUGCAGACGUACAUCUCGAUCCUGAACGGCGACGCCUUCCCCACUUCCUGGCUCAGCACGCACAUCUAUCACCACAAAUCGACCCUCCGCACUCUCGAAAAGCUUGCCAGCAUUCUCAUCGACUCCUUCCUUCCCCACCCCGAUGACGCCGACCAGUUCAACACCGACCUUUGGCGCGCGUUCUUCGACGCCCUGCUCAAGCUCGUCGGAUCGAAUGCCCUGGCGCUCGAAACUUUCCCGGAGCAGAAACGUCGAGCCGUCUGGAAAAUCGCCGGGGACGUCCGCGAGCUUGGAGCGGAUCUGCUGCGUCGAACAUGGGAGGCGAUCGGGUGGGAGACCAGUGCGGAGGAUCGGAAACAAUAUGGGCUGGAAAAGCUGGGUGGGUAUCAAGUGCAAUACGUGCCUGGCCUCGUUGCACCGAUCGUCGAACUGUGUCUCACCGUGCAUGAGGGACUUCGCAUCACGGCGAUCGAGGUUCUGCAGACGAUGAUCGUGAGCGAAUGGACGCUGAGCCAGGAUCUUUUGCUCAUUCAGGGCGAGGUGAUCGAGGCACUGGAGCGAAUCUUCAAGAACAAGGUGCACACGGAGAGCAUCUUGCAGAAGCUGUUCAUUGGCGAAUUGAUCGAUGCGUUUGAGCCGUUGGCGCGCAACUCCGAGGAUGGGCUGUUCGUCGCUGUGAAGAACCUGGUGGCUGUGGUGGAUGAGUUGCUGGAUCUUCUCGUCGCGGUGCACAGUACCGAGGCGAGCGGAGAAGCAUUCCAUAUCAUGGAUACGCUGAAGUUGAUGGAGUUCUUGCGCGACAUGCAGAAGGAGGAUAUCUACAUCCGAUAUGUGCAUCAGUUGGCGAAACUGCAGCUCGAUGCUAGAAGCCCGACAGAGGCAGGGUUAGCAUUGAGGCUCCACGCCGAUCUGUAUGAUUGGGAUCCUCUGACCACGAUCGAUGCAUCCGAAGACCCUGAGUUCCCGCCGCAGACACUAUUUGAGCGGAAAGAGCAGCUGUAUUUCCAGAUGAUCAAGCACUUCGAAGAGGGUCAAUCCUGGGAGAACGCGCUCGAUAGCUACGUAGAGCUCGCGCAACAGUACGAACACAAUGUCUUCGACUUCAAUAAACUGGCCAGGACACAACGAGCGAUGGCGACGAUCUACGAAAGCAUCGCGAAAGGCCAGCGACAGCAUCCGCGGUACUUCCGCGUCCAGUACAAAGGCCUGGGUUGGCCGAUGGGCCUCCGCGACAAGCAGUUCAUAUUCCAAGCCCCCGGUUCCGACAAGUCGGCGACCUUUACGGACCGCAUGCAAGAGCAGCAUCCCUCCGCGCAGAUCAUCUCAUCCGAAACCGACGACGAUCUCGAAGGUCAAUACCUCGUCAUCUCCCCCGUCGCCGUCCAGAAAGACAUCACGCAUCCGAUCUACCACCGCACCAAAGUUGCUCAGCCGGUACGUGACUAUCUCCUCGCCGCGCGACCACAUACCUUCACCACCCCCACGCGUCGCCAAGCCAACGUUGAGAAUCUCGAUAAAACCACCUUCGAAACCGCCGAGACCUUCCCGACCAUCCUCCGCCGCUCCGAGAUUAUCGCCACGCAGACUGUUUCGGUCCCCCCGCUGCACGCGGCCUUGGAACGCAUCACACGCAAAACAUCCGAGCUCGCGAGCAUGGAGCGGAAAGCGGGUGAGGGCGACGAGAGCAACAUGACGACGUUUACGGAGUUCUUGAUGGUGAUGGUGGAUCCGAAAUCCGAAAAUGGAUGCGCGAAAUACCGGAACCUGCUGCCAACGAGGGCGCGAGAUAGUAUGGGACUGGAAGACGAGGAGGCCGACGAAGAGCAGGAGGAUCCGUUACAUGAUGCGUUGAGGAUGAGCUUGAUUGAACAUGUGCUGGCGAUCAAGCGGGCGCUAGGCGUGUUUUCGAGGUCGAGUUACCAGGCUACCAGGGACGAUUUGACGGGCCGCUUUGAACACACUUUUGCACCAGAACUCGAAGCGCUCGCGCCAGCGUCCAACCCAUUCGGUCUGCUAUCCGCCCUCGGGUCACCAUCCAGCUCAUGGCAACACGGCACGCCGCCCGCCACCUUGCGCACCCGUAAUGGCACGACCUCAACUGCUCCCGACCUCCCCGACCUGGCCUCCACCAUCCUAGAGAAAGAGAAGCGAGCCGACAAAAUGAACCGUCUUUCCCUCACCUUCCUCAAGCGCACCAGUAUCCUCGACCCUAUCAACCGCUCGAACGCCAAGAACACUUCCAACCUGCCCCUGGGGUCCGCCACCGAAGUCAACGGCACGAACCACGCCUAUAGUCCCAUGAAACGCAGCAUCUCGCAGAAGCGUCCGAGCCGUGAUGGCGUGGAUCGCAACAUUUCGGCACUCCCGCAACAUGUCCCUGCAUCUGCCCCAGCUACUGUCCGCCGCAAGGAAUCAAUAUCGAUAUCUGGGCGGGGCAGCAGUGGGUUACAAGCUCUGUUCUCGAACAAGCACGAUGAGCAGGCGCGCGGUAGUGCGACGGAGGGGGAUCGUUCGGGGAGCCUGGGACAUGGUGGGCCGGUAAAGGGUGUAGAGAGGCCGGAAACGGGGAGGAGUGGGUCGAGUCAUGGUGGAGCGGUUGGAGUGGGAGGACCUGCAAGAGAGGUAGUAAGUGCAAAAGGGGGGACCGUGAAGAAGAGAUUUAGUCUCUUGAACAUUGGGCGGAAGGCAAGUCAGGCGAGUGUGAAGGGGAGAUAUGACGAUGUAAUGGAGGAGUGAGACAAUGUCGUUCCUUUUGGUUUUCAUUUCUGGUUCUUCCGAACGUUGCUCUCGUCUUGGGAUCUGGAUCCCGGCAGGGUUCGUCCCGUGAGCGAGCCCCUUUUCUUUUAUUUCCCAGAUGUGUUACCGCUUAAAUUUCCUUUCCUAUGUCAGGGAUCGUCGUAUGGAAGAUUUU
Messenger RNA from Eremomyces bilateralis CBS 781.70, 6666 nucleotides. RefSeq lists its product as uncharacterized. Gene Ontology annotation, cellular component: cytoplasm; plasma membrane. Gene Ontology annotation, molecular function: guanyl-nucleotide exchange factor activity; small GTPase binding. The record is from RefSeq and is a predicted model, not a curated record. The coding region runs from base 180 to 6491 and encodes 2103 amino acids. The transcript is spliced from 2 exons. Gene Ontology annotation, biological process: small GTPase-mediated signal transduction. NCBI's taxonomy places the organism in Eukaryota, Fungi, Ascomycota, Dothideomycetes, Eremomycetales, Eremomycetaceae.